Peronospora farinosa is the source of this 2781-nucleotide messenger RNA. The record is from the annotation of a GenBank genome assembly. Lineage: Eukaryota; Oomycota; Peronosporomycetes; Peronosporales; Peronosporaceae.
AUGCUGCGCCAAAUCUGCCGUGGUCGUGGACUCGCUUCGCGUACUCAUAUCUCUGCUUCAGCGAAUAAAUUCUCCUUACUAUAUAGUCGGUAUAUUAGCUGUACGUCUUGGCUACCAUCCGUUGCAGGUUCGACGUCUGAUGGUGCUGUAUCUGCCGAGAACGAGUCGAUUAAAGUGACUCCAAUGGUGGCGCAGUAUUUGGCUCGCAAGAAAGAGUAUCCAGACUGCAUGCUUCUGUUCCAAGUAGGAGACUUUUACGAGUUUUUCGGGGAUGAUGCAAGACAAGCAGCUCAUCUGCUGAACUUGGCACUAACGAGAAAGACCAAGAAGGCGCAACACGUGCUAAGUGAAAUGUGCGGAUUUCCGAUUGGAUCCGUGGAUACGUUCGUGGAAAAGCUGGUCAUGCAUCAUGGCGUGAAAGUAGCCAUUUGCAAUCAAGUCGAGAGUGCAUCAAGUGCGAGAAAGAAAGGGUACAACUCUCUUGUAGACCGUCAAGUUGUACGGAUUGUCACGCCUGGGUCACUGGUGGAGGAUACGAUGCUCACACCAAAGGAGAACAACUAUCUCGCCUCUCUCUUUUUUGAUAGAGGCACGUGGGGCCUUGCUUGGGCUGACCUAUCUACGGGUGAGUUCGUGUCAACCACGUCUACGAGCGACAAGCUUUCCAGCGCAAUUUUGCGGUGCUCACCAAAAGAAGUUUUGCUGCCAAGUUCAUUGAUUGAAAAUGGAUGCGAGGAGACUAAGUCGCUGCAGGUAAAUAUGCCUCAGGAGGCCGUUACCAUACUGGAGACAGUGCUUCCUGACACUUGCAUGAAAACAUUUCGGCCUGCUGCAAGUUUUAUCCCGCAAAAAGUGAGUAGCGGGUGUCAAACCUGUAGCGUUGCCAUCAAGACACUUGCUUUAUCUGAACAGGCAGCGAUCUCAGCAAUAUUGGAUUACGUGGACUUUACCCACCGUGGAUCACGUGCAUUGAUCCGGUUACCUCUUCAUGUUGAAUCUUCUGACCACAUGAUUAUCGACAUGAGCGCCUGGAGAGGACUUGAGCUUGCAAAGUCGCUUAGUGGUUCAAAAGCAUCGAGUUUACUUCAGGCUAUUGACUCUACUAUAACGCCUGGUGGAUCACGGCUUCUUGCGGCUCAUUUAGCAUCACCGCUAAUGAACCUUGAGAUUCUCGAGCGUCGAUUGAAUGCGGUUUCUUAUUUCUAUGAACAGGAACGUUUACUUCAACGCAUGCGAAAACAACUAGCAGAAGUCUUUGACAUGGAACGAAACAUUCAGCGACUAUCAAUUGGUGUCGGCACCCCAAAAGAUCUGAAGAAUGUGGCGUCUACCAUCGAUGAAGCCAUAAAAUUGAUUGAUCUUGUAAAGGCUAACGAGCGCCUUAGGCAUAGCCGUCUUCCAGAUCUGCCUGGAAAAGAGCUCUUGGGCUUACCAGAAUUACUGGAAGAAUGUUGCAAUGACCUUACUGCAAAUGAACAGCAGGGCGAGAACAUUAAAAGGGCAUCAGAAGAAAUUCAUAGAGCACUUAAAGACGACUACGCAUCACUCAACUCCAAAACUGGAUUUGUUCGCGUUGGAUACUCCCCAAAGCUCGACAAGUGGCAAGCUAUUCUGCAGCAUGAUCCUAGAGCCUCUGAAAAGCAGGGGCUACAGGCCAAAUACCGCGAAUUAGUAGGAUCCACGCGACUUCGUGUUGUUUUCCAGACAGAAAAAGGUUAUUUUCUCGAUAUACCGCAUGAUGAAAAUGCCAAACUGCUGAAAACGGAUCGUGGACGACGAGAGCUAGAGAAGCUAACGUUAUUUCAAUCUUUGAAAAACUCAGUGCGGUAUCGCAGUGAAGAGUUGCAACUGCUAAAUCACGAACUUGCAGAAGCCGCAGUGGAGGUAGAGCGCGUGGAGAACAACAUCUUUGCAUCAUUGCGUGACCAAGUUUUGAUCGUGCGAAAUGAAUUGCAAUCCAUGGCUCAUGCCAUUUCCCAAAUAGAUGUUGUCUGUUCUCAUGCUCAAGUGGCUCUCGACCGCAACUUUACCCGACCACUACUGGAUGGUAGUUGCGAAUUGCAUGUUAAAGAUGGUCGACACGCUGUGGUCGAAGCUGCGCACCUUCGAGGUUCCAACUCUCGUGGUGUGCGGUCUUUCGUGCCCAAUAGUCUGCAUCUAGCAGAAGCCCCAGUCGGAUCGUGCUGGUUGCUUACAGGCCCUAAUAUGGGUGGAAAGAGCACCUUUCUACGGCAAAAUGCGCAUCUUGUGAUCCUGGCGCAAAUAGGGAGCUUUGUCCCGGCAAAAUUUGCUCGUGUCGGACUUGUGGACAAGCUUUUUUGUCGAGUUGGAUCAGCCGAUGAUGUAGCGGCUGACAAAAGUACUUUUAUGGUAGAAAUGCAAGAGACGUCGACAAUUUUGACGCAAGCAACGAGUCGGUCGUUGGUUUUAAUGGAUGAAGUGGGUCGUGGAACUGCUGUGAACGAUGGCAUUGCAAUUGCUGGUGCUGUUCUUGAAGCAUUAUGUGCAAGACAGACCCGUACCCUGUUUGCCACACAUUUUACUGCAUUGAUUGACUUGGUCGGAGAGACGUGUAAGAAUGAGCUUCGACCCUAUCGAAUGGAGGUUCUUGAGCAUCAAAUGGAAGGGCAAGCCAUACAUCUCGUGUUUUCACACCGUGUGGUCAAAGGCCUUGCUUUCCAAUCGUAUGGUAUCAAUACUGCAGCUCUCGCUGGCUGCCCACCUUCAGUGAUUUCGCGUGCGACGGAACUAUUGGAUAAACUGACAGCUUCUAGCGGAUAA